AAUGUCGGAAAGUCAUACCGUUAAUCUAGUAUUUGAAAAGGUCUCUUUCGUGAACAAGAUCAGCACAAUAUUGAAGGCAACUUCAGAUGACGAUAGGCCAAUACCUGGCUAUCUUUACCAAGAAAUAAGCAAAAUUACCCAUGAAUCUGAUGGCUACUGUGAAAGUACCCUGGAAUACCUUGUUGACAGACUGGAGAGAAACUCUUGUCACAUUAAACUGAAGGUGAUCAAAGUGAUGAAAUAUUUGCUAGAAAAUGGUCAUAGAAAUUUUCGAUUUGGUUUAUUGAAAAAGUCACGAGGAAUAACAGCGGCUACAAAAUUCAGUGGUGCUCCAGAUCCUUUGCAUGGAAAUGUGCCCUAUCUCAUGGUCCGCAAAGCUGCACAGGAGCUGUCUGAGAUGUUAUUUGAUACAGAGGUGAUGGAAGCAAACUUAGAAGGCCAGGAUAAGGAGUCUGUCAAGCUGAUAAAUACAGGUAGCAUGGGUUCAUCAAAUCAUCAGACUGGGAAGUUAGAAGGAUUUGGAAACUCUCCUGCUGUACAAAAAAGUAAUAAGCAUUUAAUAUACAAUAUCAUAAAUCAAUGUACAGGUACAUUUGGAGACAAUUUGAUUGAUAAUGUAUACAAAUUAGCAGAAAAGAUUAACGAACAGCCAGCUGACAGACAGCGGGAGUUGUUAAAAACUGUACAAAAUGUUGGAGAAUACAAACCACCAAUGAACAUCACGACUGAUUCAUCACCUCUUGUUACACCCUUUACAAAGCCAGAAGUAAAAUCCUACCCAGUUGAGCCAAUGAGGAAACAUGUUCCUGGAAAGGCAGGUGGUGGUUGGGAUGACAGUGAUGAUGAUGUUGAUAGUCGCCAUGGACACAGCCAGUCAUCUGGUAAAAAAAGCAGUGGCAGUAAUAAUGACCUUUUAGAGAGGAUGGAAGUAGUGACUUUGGAAGAUUGGAGUGGGGAGGAAAAUCUAGUGAACAACACUGUGGACAAUGGUCAAUCAUUUCUUCUGAAAAGGAUAGAGAUUAAGAAUUUUGUACAGAAUUGCCAUCAAUUAAGCUGUUAUAAAAUCCUAGAACUUCUAAAUCAGCGGUUAAAAUCUGGAGUUGAUAACCACAGAAUGAGGUCCUUACUUCUGGUGGAGAAUCUGCUCACUACAGAUUUAAUCAGCAUUGAUAGAGUGAUUCGGACGUGCAAGGGAAACCUGAUCUGGUUGGUUGGAAACUGUACUGGGCCAAUAGCAUCAAAGGCAAAUAAGAUCAUUAAAAUUUUGGAGAGGCUAUCAAACAACAUUCUAUUUCAUGGAUCAGCAAUAGACACCAACUUGAAUGGACAGGCCUUGGAAUGUGACCUGCUGGGCCAGCAACAUUCCAAACAUAUGCAAAGGCUACAGUGUGAGGACAAGGAAGAGAAUGUUAAUGCUAAUACAGAAAGAGACAUUGAGUUGCUAUUACAGCAAGACCCAAGUAAAACCUUGUACAGUGCAGACACAGUGCAGGGUCAGUCAGACAUGGUUCAAUCUAAUAAUGAUAUUACCUAGGCAUUUGCAGGAUUUGAUCAGACUUGAGGGUUAACAAAUGACACACUUGGCUCAAAUACAUCACUUUUGAUUUAUCUAUUUCUUUUAUCAUACAUCAUAGUCUGCCAGUCUUCAAAUGAGAUCCUUAAUUUCCCCAUCCAACAUUUACCAGAUGGGUGUCUGUGCAAUAUUUUAUGUUGUUGUCAUGGUUCAUGUUAGUUUUUGUAAUUUUUAUUAAUAAUGUUUAGUUUUGCUAUUUGCCAUUUCCAUGCUGUGCAUUUUUCAGAAAGAGUAUUUGAGUUUUCAUUUGAUAAAAAUGAUGCUUUCCAUUUAAAUCUUUGUGAAAUUUUGAGUGAUUUUCAGAUUUUUUUGUUAUAUAAAUAACGUAGUUAACAUUCUCUUCUCCUGAAUUAUAACAAGUGUUUCAUUUCCAUUGUUGCCAACUCACCUGAUUUCAUAAGGUGAAAUGUUACUGGCCAUACCAUGAUCUGCUGAAAUCAUGAAAAAUGCUAAAAUCGUCUAUUGUUCUUCUCUGACAUAAAAUCAUUUAAUUCAUAUGAAUGGUAUAACUAUACAAUAGAAUGGGAAAUACGGUCUUUUUGUCUAAUGACCCUUUAAAACACUCUGUCACCCUUGACUUUGAAGGCCAUCACCAAAUAUUAUUAAGUAAAAGGUUGGCAACACUGUUUUACUGAAUAUUGAUUGGCAUCAUUAAAGGUUGUUCAAUUCAUAUUCCAAAUGUUCCAAAAAUAAGACAUUGAAUCCAGUGCACAUGUACUUGCAAUUUUAGAAAACAGUAAAUCAUUUCAUUUUUACUAUGAGAA
Messenger RNA from Ylistrum balloti, 2337 nucleotides. Its product is annotated as AP-4 complex accessory subunit Tepsin-like. Gene Ontology annotation, cellular component: trans-Golgi network membrane. Bases 2 to 1534 code for a protein of 510 amino acids. The record is from RefSeq and is a predicted model, not a curated record. Lineage: Eukaryota; Metazoa; Mollusca; Bivalvia; Pectinida; Pectinidae. The transcript has 12 exons.